Molecule: messenger RNA, 2196 nt
Organism: Achroia grisella
Lineage: Eukaryota; Metazoa; Arthropoda; Insecta; Lepidoptera; Pyralidae
Exons: 4
Coding region: 21-1310 (429 amino acids)
Source: RefSeq, a predicted model, not a curated record
AGUAUGUGAACAAAGACACGAUGCUGCUGAGGCUGUGCAAGUCAUGUCAAUACUGUCUGGAGACAAUGUACUGGAACUGCUGCGAGGAGAAAUUCUGCUUCGACAAGAAAAUAGCGACCUACAAAUUAGACGAUGAUCAAACAUACUCUAAUGGUCACGCCAACAUAGGCGCCAGUUUAGAUAGUGUGGUCACAGAACAACCCAUUAACAACAAUCAUUUACCACCACGUGCCAUUAUUGGAAGAGAACUGAACGAGCUACCAGUACACGUGGAUAAACUUUAUGAGGUUUUCUCUAAAUCGUUAAUAUUUAGAGAUGAUCAUGAACUCAAAGCGAAGAGCAGCGUGGAAUCCCUGGACGACUAUGAAACGAAAUCAGAACCUGACUAUCUAUCAGAUAAACCCAAUCGAACAAAAGUUUACUUUGAAGACGAAAUCAAUUCACCUGUUACAGAUUUCGAAAUCAUGUUCAAGGAUGAACUAUUAACCAAUUACGAUAUGUUUAAAAUUGAAGAAGAAGAGGAAAGUGAUAAAGGCAGCCAAGAUACUGAAGAGGGACUCACAAUGAAUGUCUCUGUUAAAAAACAGGAUGUUAUAAAACCUAGUACAGUAACAUUAAAAGAUGAAUCUAAAAUCACUACACUUAAUCCAAUUUACAAGUAUGAUCCUAUUUCAGUAGUUGCUUUACCUUCCACAUUAAGUAUACCAAGAGUAGAAAGCGUUAAGGGUAUUCUCAGAAGCAAUAGUACUAAAACUUUAGAGAGAGUAGACAGUGGGAACCGAAUAUCUAGACCUCAUCUGAAUCGAGUGGAAAGUUUCAAAAAUAUAGACCCUACAAAAAUCAACAGAGUGUUAUCAAGAGUGCCACAUAGAAGUGCAUCCUUCCUGAACAUUCCAGCAAAUUUGGCACCAGAGAAACCACCAUUAGUAAAGUCUAAGUCAAUGGUCGGUGUUCUAUCAGCGACAGAAGAGCUGAAACUUAGCAGUCUACCUGACACGCCAAUUAUAAAGAGUAAUAAUCUUCCAAGAUUCUUUGCUGAUGGUCCAUCAAUACCGGAAUAUAGAGGUGAUACAAGUCUACAGAGUAUAAAACAGAAAUCAGCGAUGAUGUUCCAGGAGAAUGAUUUCAGUAUGCCAAGAUAUUAUGGUACUCUAACUAAACCUACAGACCCUCUUCCGGUACAUGAAAGCAAGUCAAUGCCAGACUUAAGGAGUUCAGGUACAGCUGGAAAAUCUAGUAAAAGAUUAGUAAAGUUGAGAAGUAGAUUGAAACCUUUAGUCAUAAGGAAAAGUUCGGAAGAAAGAUUAUAGAAUUUUUAGAGGUAGUGAAACUAGUAUUAAAGUAUUACUUGAUAGGAGAAUAAAAUAGCCAAUGUUACUUAAAAUAUAUUAUGUAAUUUUUUGCCAUAAUAUUUUGAUGUAUAUCUUUAUUGAUAAAACUUAAUUUAGUAUGUUUACAGCAAAAUAUUGAAUUCUAUGUUAUAAUCACUGGGUCAUCAUCAUCACCAUCUGCUUCCUUCUUUUUAGUGGUCGUCGUAAUAUGUUUUUCUCUUCCAUUUCAUCCCUAUCCGCAGUCAUCUCGUUAUUUACUCCCUUUCUUAUAUCUUCUUUUCAGUCCACCCAUCUCUCAUUCGUCCUUUCUCCUCCCUUAUAAUCAUCCACAUUCAUAUGUAACACCUUCCAUAAGGUAUGAUCUUCCUUCCUACGCAUUACAUGCCCAUACCACGACAGACGAUUACUCUUCAACCUCUCCGACACCGGCGCCACUUUCAUACUUCCUCUAAUGCGUUCAUUCUUUAUUUAUAGUAGAGUCUUUAUUAUCACAUCAGGUACUAACUGAAUGUUAACUUUUGACUGUAAAACUCCUAAUUUAACCAGUAUGUGUACUUAUUUAUUUUAGUAAUUGUAAAUAAGAUAAGAAACCAUACGAAUAUUGUUUAAUUGUACAUAUAAAUUGGACAUUAUUACUUAAUUGUCUGUUGCAUUCUAUAAUUUAGAACCCUUUUUGAAUUAUAUACUAGCUACUCGCCCCAGUUUCGCACGGGUGUACAUGUAUUGUACAAAACUUCCUCUUGAAUCACUGUAUCUGUUAAAAAAAACCGUAUCGAAAUCUGUUGCGUAUUUUUUAAGAUUUAAGCAUACAUACUCGUAGGGACGGACAGACAGCGAAAGAGACUUAGUUUUAUACUAUGUAAUG